Molecule: messenger RNA, 306 nt
Organism: Paramisgurnus dabryanus
Lineage: Eukaryota; Metazoa; Chordata; Actinopteri; Cypriniformes; Cobitidae
Source: RefSeq, a predicted model, not a curated record
AUGUAUUCUCUGGAAAAAGAAAGGAAAAUCACUCUCAUAAAAGAACUCUCAGCCACACGCUCCUCACACUCACCCAGCAAACGCCAACUACAGUACAGUAUACUACAGUACAGUACAGUAUAUAUAGUAUACUAUAGUUCAGUACAUAUAUUACAGUACAGUACAAUACACUACAUACUACAGUAUAGUAUUACGGUACAGUACAAUAUACUACAUAUAUUACAGUACAGUAUACUGCAUUAUAGUGUAGUACAGUAUAGAAUACAGGUGCGAGCAUUAACCCAGCAGUACAGUUCAUGGGGAUAA